AUAUUCUGUUUUGGGCGGAAAUAGUUUUGGACCGAGCGGACCAUCUUGUCUACAGCUGCUGAGUCCAGUUCUGUUUAUUGUAAACUCUGUUUCUCCUAGUAUUUACUAAUGUUAAUGUGCUGUUUAUUCUCCUUUCGGUGUAAGCAGUGAUUCAAGUUUUAGUUAGGCAUAUGUGUGGAGAUUAAUCCUUGUACAGUCUUUAGUAUUUCCUUUUACAGGCUACUACUUCAUAGUUAACUUCCUCUGAAAGUCUUACCCCCAGAGAGACUUUCUUUCUUUGUAGAAGCGUUUCAAAGAAACUGUGUUAUUAGCUGUAGAUAAGAUGUCUUGAUUUUGCUAUUUGAUGCAUUUUCUUAAAUAAACCAAUCACAGUGAUCACGCUUUGGGGGGUUAUUGGGCAGUUUCAUCGCCUGCGUAAAAUCUGCGUCAUCGGUGCAUAUAUAUGUCUCUUGACGUUUCUUCGGUUAACAUUUAUCACCCAGAUUGAAAAUCGCAGAAAAAUCCACAGCUGCUAUCGUUCAUGUCGAGAUUUACGACAUCUAAUAAUCUCGUGGCGCUGGUGGUGCUGCGCCCUUCCCGUCCGAUGCGUAAAAGAGCACCAUGACUAGCAGAGCACCGGCAGGCUUCACACACUUUGCCAGAAAGAGCCAAGCCGGCGUGAGAGUGAGUUGAGUAACAAAGAGAGUGUGGGAGAGCCCUCCCCCCGUCAAAUGUAUCGAUGGAUCCACACCUUCAUAACCCAACUCUUCUUCAGCCUCGCGCAGAUGGCCAAAGUGUCCAAACCAGACCGUGAAACUCUUCAGCCAAUAGAUUAGUUAUUUAACUCUUCAUCCACUGCUUUGUUGUACUUAGCGUGUAGUGAAAGUCAAAGUAGCCACACACCCUCUGGCCCCAAAGCACUUGGCUACACGUGAAUGCCUGCCGGUCUCCCAGCGCACUCCACGCUUGCGCUAGUUAUGCCAUGCCGCGAAGUCAUACCGGCGACGAAAGCGGCGGCAGCGGGAUCUGGCUAAAGACCUCGACUGGACGUCGGGGGCAGGACUACCCACUGAAAGAUGUGGAGUGCGGACGGCAGACUAUGAAUAACGUUGUGGGAGUCGGGGACGGUCUCCUGUCUCCAGCCGCGGCAGGUGCGGUGGGAGCGGAGAGGAAACAGGGCGCCCGCCUGAGUCUGCUGGGGAAGCCGCUGACCUACAGCGCGCAGAGCAACCGCAGAAACGCACGCUACCGGCGGCUCCAGAAUUACCUCUACAACGUUUUGGAAAGACCGAGGGAAUGGGCUUUUGUCUACCACGCUUUUGUGUUUAUCCUGGUAUUCGGAUGUCUAGUUCUCUCUGUGUUUUCCACCAUCCCUGCUCACCAGGAGUUCUCUUCACACUGCCUGCUCAUCCUGGAGUUUGUGAUGAUUGUAGUGUUUGGCCUGGAGUACAUCAUCAGGAUAUGGAGUGCUGGCUGCUGUUGCCGCUAUCGAGGCUGGCAGGGACGUCUCCGCUUUGCCAGAAAACCGUUUUGUGUCAUAGACAUCAUCGUACUUAUCGCCUCAGUUGCUGUGGUUUCAGCUGGUAGCCAGGGUAACAUCUUUGCCACAUCUGCGCUGCGUAGCCUUCGCUUCCUUCAGAUCCUGCGCAUGGUGCGCAUGGACCGUAGGGGAGGGACCUGGAAACUGCUUGGAUCUGUAGUUUACGCACAUAGUAAGGAGCUGGUGACUGCCUGGUAUAUAGGGUUUCUGGUGCUGAUCUUCUCCUCCUUCUUGGUCUAUCUGGUGGAGAAAGAAUUCAACAAGGAGUUUGCGACCUACGCCGAUGCUCUGUGGUGGGGCACGAUCACCCUUACAACCAUUGGCUACGGUGACAAGACCCCACAGACGUGGACAGGGCGGUUAUUAUCGGCGUGUUUUGCUCUGCUGGGGAUCUCCUUUUUUGCCCUGCCAGCUGGCAUCCUAGGUUCAGGCUUUGCCCUGAAGGUGCAGGAGCAGCAUCGACAAAAGCACUUUGAAAAAAGGAGGAACCCAGCUGCCAGCCUCAUCCAGGCAGCUUGGCGUAUGUACUCCACCGACGGUGCUCGUCCCUACCUCAGAGCCACCUGGCACCACUACCAAAGCGCUCUCCCCCCCCUCAGGCAUGUAUCCCCUCCACCAGCACCACCACCAUCACUGCCCCACCUCCCUUCAACAUCCCCCAACCGCACCGCAUCAACACUCCCCCCAAAAACUAAUCAGUGUGUCUGGCGUAGUUAUGCUGCUGAUGAGAACUCGGUUUCCAUUGCUACCUGGAAGCCUCAUUUGAAGGCGUUGCAUACCUGCAGCCCCGCCAAGAAAGAGCAGGGCGAGGCUACUUACAGCUCUUUCUCUGUCACUGCAAUCCUUAACUCACAUUCUUCACUUUUCUUCACUUUUUCCUCUCUAUAUCUGAUCAUUCUUUCUAUCCCUCCUACUCCCCCCGUGUCUUUUCUCUCUCACAUCUUUCCUACUUUACUACUAUCUUACCUCUUUCCUUUCUACUGGUAUGAAUGUUUCUCACCAUAUCCUCUGUCAUCUUCUCUGCUCCUCUUCUAUUUUCUCUCUCUCUUGUCUUCCCUCUCUCCAUGCAGUCAGAAGUUGAGCUUUAAAGAACGGGUCCGCAUGGCGAGCCCUCGUGGUCAGAGUAUGAAGAGCCGGCAGACGUCCAUGAAUGACCGCCAACGCUGUUCCCCUGGCAACGAGAUGGUGGGCAGCACAGAACUGAUGGGUGGCAGUCCUGCCAAAGUGCAGAAGAGCUGGAGCUUCAAUGAUCGGACCCGGUUUAGGCCGUCUCUGAGGUUGAAGAGCCAGCCUCGUACAGCUGUCCCAGAUGUGGACACAGGCAUGACCACAGAGGAAUCCUUUGAUGAGCGAGGGUGCCACUGCGAUGUUACUGUGGAGGAUCUAUCAGCACCUCUCAAGGCUGUCAUCAGAGCUGUCAGGAUCAUGAAGUUCCACGUAGCAAAGAAGAAGUUUAAGGAGACGCUGCGUCCGUAUGACGUGAAGGACGUGAUUGAGCAGUACUCUGCAGGUCAUCUGGAUAUGCUCUGUCGCAUCAAGAGCCUUCAGACCAGGGUGGAUCAGAUCUUGGGAAAAGGCCAGAUUCCUGUGGAUAAAAAAAUGAGGGACAAACUGCACCCAGAUGGAGACUCUCUAGAGGGCAUGAGCAUGCUUGGACGUGUGUGUAAGGUGGAGAGGCAGGUAACUUCCAUUGAAUCAAAGUUGGACUCGUUGCUGGAUAUUUACCGCCAAGUCCUACAGAAAGGCCCCUCAGCACUCACCCUCUCCUCCCUCCCCCUCUUUGAGCUGGAGAACCAGCACCAUAACUCGGACUACCCAACCUCAAUCAUUGGCAGGGAUCUUCCCUCCCCUCAGGGAGGUGAGCCUGUUGGAAGCGGAGGAGACAACAGUGGCGGCAUGCGUCGUUCUCUCAAUCCCAACCCGAGAGGCUUACGGCUCAUCCUGGCACCAGCUGAUGACGAUGCUCCUCCAGACUCAGCACCUCCAUCCUAUCCACCAUCCACAGCCUCGCUCUCCCCAUCACCUCUGCUGCCCCCUGAUAGCCCUUAUCCAACUUUGGUCACCACCAAUGGUACCCCGAAAAAAGCACACUUCCCUGAUCUGCCGCCCCCACCUUCCUCGACGGGGAAUUUCACUCUUCAGCUCCCCCCUAUGGUACACCCCUCUCACCUCCGAUGCCCUGCUGACCCCAUCUCAGAUGAUCUGACAGAUGGAGUGGCAGUGGACGAGGAAAGCUCUGGCCCCUCUGUUGUUGUAGGAUGCGGUAUGGAUUCUGACCAAGAAGCUGACAACCAGGCAGCCUUUGGCCAGGGAACGGUUCAGCUGCGGGAGAAGCCUAGCUUGAAAUCUGAGGGGGUCUGGAGGAGGCACAUGAGCCUUGAGGUGAAGCCCUUGCUGCUUCUCUCUUCGAGCCCAGAUGGGAGGGCUUCAGACUGGGAAGGUGGUCUUGGGAAGUCGAUCUCUGUGCAGAACCUCAGUCAACCUUUGACCAACCGUGCCCCUGGUCUCUCCUCUGCACUCAACAACAGCAGCAGCAGCAAUGGUAGCGAACGCAGCAAUGCCCAUGAUGAUCUUAACAACUGGGAUGAUACAGAACUCUUUAUUAGAGAGUGCAAACUACAAACAUCAGAGGAACAUUUUGACUUCCUGUCACAGGGACCUGGCAGCAGCACCUCAGACCUUUUAAAGACUGUGGAGGAGGCUGCACCUCACCCAAAAGGAAAGUCAGAGUUUCUCAGUCAGUCCUCACACAUACAGCUGGCAUAACUACACUUACUGACAGACACACAUUUCCAUACUGUAUGUAAACACCACUGUGGGUGAAGCCACUUUUUAAAAUAUUUUUACAGGGCAGUAAACAGAUUAUGUUGCAAGUUUUACAAAUAAAUCCUUUCUAUAUGAACAAUGUUUUGAUAUUUUGUCUAACACUUUUAUUCCCAGUUGCAUACACACUUUUCAUAGGGUACUAAAAUUACUACAGCCUAUACAGUAAAUGAAUGUACACGUAUGUAUGCAAGUGGUCAUACUCAUGUAAGACAAAAUAUACAAUCAAUACACAAAAAUGAAAAUAAUCUUGCUGGAAAAACAAUAUUUUGAUUUUAUACAAAAAUGACCAAGCUUUUCAUAUUUACUAUCAUAAAUUAAAGAAAAAGAUGCUUAAUUUGAAAUGAAGAGGAAUCAUGGAAGGAAUCCUAAUUUUAUUUCUAGAUCCAGACUUGUUGGAAAAGCUGUAGAUGCAAAUCAAAUAAUGUGGCUCAUUGUGAGAAAAAGUUACUGUCCAACAAUUUUACAUUUUUGCUGAGUCUGGCUCAGCCUGCAAACCCAAUUUGGAGUCUAACUUUUCACUUUACAAAUUAAAGGAUAAUGGAAGAAGAAUGCUGAAUAACUGUCUCACAGCCAGAACUACUUGCAAGGUACAGAGUAGCUUAAGCUCAAAGAAAUCACUCUAACUCAUUGGUCAGCUUCUACGCACGUGGUGAAACCAGCAAUCACAUGUACAUGCACAUCCACCGAACUCUUUCACACUCUGACAGUUGUGACCAUUAACAAUAACUACCAAGAACUCUAAGAAAGGCCAACUUGACAAAGAGCUGAGACUGACUAAGAACUUUUUUUUUCUUGGAAGAAGCAGAGAGUCACUCACUCUGCUAGUUCACUGUCUGUCUUUGGCAACUUAAAAUGUCAUCUUUUACUUACUGUAUGCUUUCAUACAUAUCACUACAUGGACAGUUUGAAAAACAAAAUAAAAAUAAAGGAAAUAAAGGGCGAGGCCUGGUGUGAGAGAAACAGCUGAAGUAUAAAAACGUAAAGGUUGAACCAGGGUUGCAUGUGUGCAGACUACAGAAAUCUCGUUUUCUUCAUUUCCUACAAUUGCUGAAGUGUUUGUUAAUGUUGAUGUGGUUGGAUGGUUGGUCUAAUCUGUCAGGAAACUGUAACUAAAUUUGAAUGCAGCAGACCUAAUGGGAAGAAAUGUCCUAUCAGCACUGACUUAAAACAAGUGUUGGAAUUUUUCCCACUUGGUUUGGAUAGUAGCCCAGUAAGUUGGAUGCAGCUGUUUUGAAUAUUGAACUGUGGUAGACUUUUAAGUGGGCUUUCUCAGCCAAGCAUGAAAUGCUGCAUGUCUAAGCUGUAAUUCAAAAGUGCUCAUGCAUUUCCUGGUGACUCAGACCUUCAUCUGCAUGUCAAAAUAAUGUUUACUCCAAACUUUUAACAAAAUGGUACGAACAAAGUCUGCCUACAUGAUCAAUAUUAUCUGAACUAAUUUGAUAGAAGUUAAAACCUGUGUUGCUACUUAUGUGGAUAACCCACUUACUAUUUUAUGACAAAACUACAACAUUUAAAGGCCAUUUGUUGUGAUCAAACUAGAAAAACCUCAUUGAUAUUUUCUGUGACUUCUCUGAUCAAGACUGAUCUUAGAUUGAGAUUAUAUGUGGCUUAUAUAAGGACUCUUUUCACCAGGAUGUUGGUACGCACUUCAUCCUCACUCACCUCAGUCCUAAUUAGAAUAUUUAACCAUUCUGGGUUUUAUUGUCACUAUCUCGAAAAUGACUAAAGUGGACCGUUUAUAUUAUGGUACAUUUAAUCUUUAAGGAGAUGUAGAGGCUUGUAUGUUUUCAGUGUUAGAGUUUUGAAAAACUGGUGUCUUGAAAGUGUCUUAAUAAACAGUGUUUGCAUUGCUGCCUUUCUUUCUUUUAGAUAGGUUGACUGGUGUUUAAAUGAGAAUUAUGCACAAAAACUAUGUCAGCCAUCUUCAUUUUUGUUAGUCAUUUUGAUUUGUUUUGUAUGUUGUCACAGAAGUCUUAAAAUGUAUUGUUUGUGCUAUUCGUGUCCUUUUAUUCAUCUUUUUUUUUCUGUUAUAUCCCCAGAGAGUUAAGUGCAUUUCUUAGAAAAUUAACAUCCUGUAAAAGAAUAUAGCAAGUAUUAUCUUCUGACAAAUGACAACUGCUAACACUUGUAGACUGAUUUUAAAGUGUUUUGUAGCCCAUGAAGAAGUUGUUCUGGUAUGAUAAAAUAUAUUGUCAUCAUGAAAGCACAGUGUGUUUCUGUUGAGAUUGACCUGGAAAUGUGACAUUGUAGUUUAUGUUUAUGUAAUAUUGACAUAGGUUUGAGUUGUAGCUAUUGAUUGAGCUUUGUUAAAAAUGAGAACAGGCCAAAUCCAUAAGUAACAAUGAAGCAAGACACCAAACACAGAUGGGACAACCUUAAAAACUGCAAUUGUUGCCCUCCCCUCCCAAAGAAAACAUGCAUAUUUUUGCUGUCUGUAUAUUGCUUGAGAAUCCUUCUGUUAUUUUUUUCUUCUUCACGGAGCUAUAAAGGCCUAGUUUGCCUACAGACUAUGCAUAUUGUAUAGUUGAAGUCAAACUCCUGCUUUUCAGUUGGGCAUCCAGUUCACUUAAGUUAUGUCGCUUUGGUCACAGACUUUAUAUGGCUUUGAUGGCUAAUAAUACCAUUUCUGUAUUGCUUGAACGAUAAUUUAUUACACAACUGGCCUUAAAGCUUGAUAAUGUUAACUUUAUUAUUUCUUUGAAAUUAAUUUAUUAAAGUGCACACUAUGUUCUCUGGAUGAGAAAUGCAAAGAAUUUUAUUAUUCAUUAAUAAAGUACAGGUUAUC
Messenger RNA from Oreochromis niloticus (Nile tilapia), 7130 nucleotides. RefSeq names its product potassium voltage-gated channel subfamily KQT member 5. The transcript has 15 exons. Gene Ontology annotation, molecular function: voltage-gated potassium channel activity. Lineage: Eukaryota; Metazoa; Chordata; Actinopteri; Cichliformes; Cichlidae. Gene Ontology annotation, biological process: potassium ion transmembrane transport. The record is from RefSeq and is a predicted model, not a curated record. Gene Ontology annotation, cellular component: voltage-gated potassium channel complex; membrane. The coding region runs from base 962 to 4285 and encodes 1107 amino acids.